GACCCCAUCACAAAAAAAGAAGAAGAGGAAGAGAAAGAGGAAGGUGCGUGCAGCCAGCCACGGUGGGCCCCACACCGUGCCAGCCAUGCACUUUUCUAGGGUCCUUUGGCCGACAGCUUCGCGCUUGCUCACGAACUUGCCAGCUGGGUGGCGUAUCCAUCCCCUCCUUCCACCGUGUCUUCCCCCGGCUGCAGCCUCUUACUGGCCGUGACUGCGCAUGCGUGCCGACGCCCCCUCCAGCCCCGGAUGGGAGGAGGGGAUGGAAGUGAGGUUGGGCCCCGCGGCUUUGCUGGUCUCCUUCUCUCUCCCCUUCCCUCGGGCGGCGUCUCUCGGCGCUCACAGGGCGGUGCAGAUCCGAAGGUUGCAAGAUGGCACACAGGUUUAGCUGAGACGAGAGGGUUCCGGAGCCCCACCCCGGGAAGAGGCCGCCCUGCAGGUCUCCCUAUCCUCUGAGGUUCCCAGUUCUCUACCAGGGAUGCGAUUUAUCGACCAGAAGGACAGGGUGGACACCGCACCCAUGGACUGAGACUAAAGGCAGGGCUCUCACCCCUGUCUCCAUGAACUUGGUAAUCACCGGCUUCUUCCCCGCCCUCUGUUCUGCGGCCCCUGGUUCCUCUGGCAGCAAGAUGCUGGGUGGAAGCGUGAAUUCCGAGGCCAGGAUCUCGGAACCUAGUCUCACUUGCCAGGACCCAGUGACCAAAGGAGUUCCCCACCAGGACCUGCUGAAACCCAGCCAGCCCGGUGCAUCUGGGAGCGCGCCCUCCCGGCCCCGCCGGCGGCCCCCGCCCCAGCGCCCGCACCGCUGCCCGGACUGCCCCAAGGCUUUCUCCUACCCGUCUAAGUUGGCCACGCACCGGCUAGCACACGGCGGCACCCGCCCGCACCCGUGCCCCGACUGCCCCAAGGCUUUUUCGUACCCGUCCAAGCUGGCGGCACACCGCCUCACGCACAGCGGAGCUCGCCCGCACCCCUGCCCGCACUGCCCCAAGGCCUUCGGCCACCGCUCCAAGCUGGCAGCGCAUCUCUGGACCCACGCGCCCGCCCGCCCCUACCCGUGCCCCGAUUGCCCCAAGUCCUUCUGCUACCCCUCCAAGCUGGCGGCCCACCGCCACACGCACCAUGCCACCGAAGCCCGCCCCUACCCUUGCCCGCACUGCCCCAAAGCCUUCUCGUUUCCCUCCAAACUGGCGGCCCAUCGCCUGUGUCACGACCCCCCAACUGCGCCCAGCAGCCAGACCACUGGCAACCACCGAUGCUCCAGCUGCGACCAGGCCUUUGGCCAGAGGCGUCUCCUGUUAGUUCAUCAACGCAGCCACCACCAGUCCGAGGGCCAGGGAGAGAGGGAGUGAGCAGUGGUCCGCACACCGCACACCCCCUCGGCCUCCAUCACGUGUCAAUAAAGACCUGGAAUUUCUAAG
Molecule: messenger RNA, 1418 nt
Organism: Peromyscus leucopus (white-footed mouse)
Lineage: Eukaryota; Metazoa; Chordata; Mammalia; Rodentia; Cricetidae
Gene: Znf575
Product: zinc finger protein 575
Exons: 4
Coding region: 558-1349 (263 amino acids)
Biological process (GO): regulation of transcription by RNA polymerase II
Molecular function (GO): RNA polymerase II cis-regulatory region sequence-specific DNA binding; DNA-binding transcription factor activity, RNA polymerase II-specific
Source: RefSeq, a predicted model, not a curated record